AGAUGCAGAAAUAUCUCUAAUGUAACCCCAUAAUUUUAUAGAGUUUCAAAUUAUUUGGGGGAUUUAACCUUUUGGGGAAAAAAAGCACCUUAAACAUACAGAAGUAUGUGUUAUUUACAGAACACGUCUAAUAAUAAUAAUAUUUCGUUGGAAACAAAAGGUAAUACUACAGCUCCGACAAGAGUUAAUACAGUACAGUCGGUGAACCUCUAAGUUGAAUGGAGAAUUGUGAAAGGUGCCGCUCGCGUCACUAGUUUCCCCUCCUCAGAGGAAUACUGCCACUUUUAGGCUUUUUAGGUGUCGAGAAAAUAAAAGGUAAUGAGAGAACAUUCGUGUGCGGCGUAAACACGUUAAUGGUUCUGUUUAAGCACAUCAUACCAGAUAAGUCCAGGGCUGUCAUAGCAGCGGGAGUGGCUCUGUGUGUGUGUGUGUGUGCGUGUGUGCGCGCACGGCGCUGUGAUCGCUGAAAGCAACGCCGACACCUCCUCAGCUACAUUGCAGCCUGCGGAACACCAUGUGAGCAGAAGCAGGCUGUGCCAUGCUGAAUAAUUCUCCAAUUCUUCUGCUGGCGCUGACCACCACAGCAGCACUCUUGUCCUGGUCUCAAGCCUGGAACGAAGAAGACCUUUUACUCCCCCCGAUCAACUCCACCAAUAGGUUUCUGGCGAACCUGGAAGUGGACGUUAGGUACUCUAAAAGAUCGGUGGAGGAAAGCGAAGCUUCGUCCGAAACGUCGCUCCAGCCGGUCUGCAAUGUCAGCGUGCAAAGACUCCGGCCCACCUCGCUGGUCGCUCGAUGGGACAAGCAGUUCGGCUUCCAGUGCGAUGUGCUCGUGUACACCAUCAACAACCACGGGAGGGCUUUCUUCUCCGCCGCCUUCAACCGGGUGGUCUCACCAGUCUUCGUCGAGCACAUCGGAGUCUCCGGUGGCCAGCAGGAAUUCCGUCUGUGCGUCGGUUGCGGUCUAGCGCGAAACAGGCGCUUUGGGCAAAGCAGGUCACCCUCUCUGCAAACGGGAGAUUCCCUUAAUUUUUGCUGCCUUGAGUUUGGCUUGGAUGAACUGAACGGGGAUAAGAACUGGAGACAGAACCGUAAACCUAUUGAGUCGACUCUGGUUGCCUGCUUCAUGACUUUAGUAAUAAUUGUGUGGAGCGUUGCUGCCCUCAUAUGGCCAGUGCCUAUUAUCGCAGGAUUUUUACCGAACGGAAUGGAGCAGAGGAGACCGAGAUGAGUAACGCGGAGCUGGGCUUAUAGCCUACGUGGAAAAACCCUAUUAUACUAAGUUAGAAUAUAUCAUUUUCAUAGUAUAUUUGGUCAAGUAUAUUUGUCUAAAUUCUUAGUGAAAUCUCCAAAUAAGUGCUGAGCUUUUUCAUAGUCGGAGUGUCGUGUAUUUAUGGGAGAUGAUGUGGACGAUGUCUAUUUUUAUGAAAACUAAUUGUUUUAUAUACCGCUAUCCUAACUGUAAAUGUUUUUGCGUAAUAUUCAGGUGCCGUUUAGAAUCACUGUUUGUAUCGUUUCUAACUUUGUAGAAUUCUGCUUUAUAGUGUUCAGACGUGAUUCGAAAUAGCCAGUGUUUUAAAGUACGAUGUACGUGCGCCGAGGAUAAAUAGCCUAGAGCUUUCGGGAGUUACGUAAAGCCACGGUAUAAUUAAAUCGCUUUCACUUAAUAUGUUAUUAACUGUAAGUAAUUGUACAGCUGUCAAAUACAAACCUCUUUAUAAAAGUCUGUGUAUCAGUACAUGGAAGUGUACAACCGAUGAAGACGUCAGGGACAAUUGUCUAGAUCAAAUAGUUUAUAUAAGACGAACUGUACGAGAUUUUGCUAUAACAUAGGUCGUCAGAUUUAAUUGGAUAGCCAAAUAACUGUGUUUGUAUUUAUUUGUAUGACAUUGAAUAAAAACGAUUUUUUAUUAUAUGA
This is a messenger RNA of Paramormyrops kingsleyae, 1918 nucleotides long. Its product is annotated as transmembrane protein 158. The record is from RefSeq and is a predicted model, not a curated record. NCBI's taxonomy places the organism in Eukaryota, Metazoa, Chordata, Actinopteri, Osteoglossiformes, Mormyridae.